CGGAAGUGUUCUCGACGUGUUCUCCCGCAUCCAGAAUAACAGUCGGAGAAUCUAGCCAUUUAACAAUAUUUGAUUGAAUAGCAUUAUUAACUACUUAUUGACCGGUAGUGAUUUAUAUAUCGCUUCAUUCAGAGGUCGUCUACCGUUAUUUUUAAACCGCGCGACAGAGAGCCGGAGAUGAGCAAACAGUCGCUAAACAUGUAACUUAAAUCGUAAUCCAGAGCCACGCGACUUGAGCUCGGGCUAAUUAUCAGACAUGAAGUUUAGAGAUGCUGUCAUCACAUCAUUGACCUUGCAAUGGGCCGCGUAGGCUCGGUAUGUAGAGGUUGACAGACACAUUUGGAGCUUUAACGUUAAUUGGCUGAGGGAAGAUGCAACAGGUCCCGUACGGAUCUGUGGAUCGAGACAAGCCUCUCAUCCGUGUACCGUUCACUCGGUUAGCGGUGAUCACAGUGUGUCUGCCUCUGCUCGGCCUCGUCGCCUGUAUAGUGCUGGCUCUGCUCUACCACUACAACGAUUCGACCUACACACACUGCCAGGUUCCUAACUACCUCCCAUCCAUCAGCGCAGCCAUCAGCCUGACCCCGGAGCGCUACAUCUGGCGUUUCAGCAUCGGCCUGCAUUCUGCUCCACGCUUCCUGGUAGCAGCGGCAUAUUUGAGCUUUUACCGCGGACGCUUCUCCAGGAGGCUGACGGAGCAGCUUCUGAGCGUUCUCACGUUCAUCUUAGCUUUAAGUGAAAAUGUAGGGCUGCUUCUGCUCACCUACGUCUCCUCCAAUGAGACCUACAGUGUCCAUAAGAGCGGCUUCAUCUUGUUUAUUGGCAGCUCUCUGCUCCACAUGAUGUUCACCUGCAAGCUGUGGGCCUUGAUUGCCAAGUAUUCCAUCAGUCCAGAGGAGAUGACGUCAUACCGCCAGAAGCUCCGCCUCUUCCUCUUCAACGGUUUCUUCUGUCUGUUGGCUGCUUACUUCUACAAGCGGCACAACACGUACUGUGAAGCAGGAAUUUACACAUUCUUUGCUCUGUGUGAGUAUCUGGUGGUGCUGUCCAACAUGGCCUUCCACAUGACUGCCUACUGGGACUUUGGAGGUAAGGAGGUGAUGGUUGCAACACCUCCCGAGGGAAAGCGCUACUGACACAGGAAGUGAAUACUUGCAUCAUCUCCCUGAGACUUGAGACACUAGGGCUCUGAGGGCGGCAUUUAGGGUCGACACUGGCUGAGCGAAGACUGUUCACGUCUAUCUAUUUUAACAACCUCGAUACAGAUGUUUUAAGAGAUCAGUGCUGUGCUACGUUUUUAACGAUUGCUUUGUUUAUUCAGGUGUAAUUGGAACCGCCGAUUAUUUUCUUCGAAUAAAUGUAUUUUGCUUAAACAAA
Molecule: messenger RNA, 1377 nt
Organism: Puntigrus tetrazona (Sumatra barb)
Lineage: Eukaryota; Metazoa; Chordata; Actinopteri; Cypriniformes; Cyprinidae
Gene: pgap2
Product: post-GPI attachment to proteins 2
Exons: 5
Coding region: 372-1136 (254 amino acids)
Biological process (GO): GPI anchor biosynthetic process
Cellular component (GO): endoplasmic reticulum membrane; Golgi membrane
Source: RefSeq, a predicted model, not a curated record